CUUUCCCUCGCACACCUCCGCAAUGAGAACGCUGCCCAAGCGAGGGAACUUAUACACCUCCGCAACGAGAACGCUGCCCAAGCGAGGGAACUUGUUUCUUUGAAGAAAAAACUCGCCCACUAUCACCACUACGAGGAGCAGCAAGAACGCAAAGAAGAAAUACAGCAACAACAACAGUUCGAAAUUUCCGAGUUGGAAAAAGGUAUUACGUUCCGGGAUUCGAAACUGGACGAACAGAAUGAAAUGUUCCAAACAUGGAAGGAUUUGGUGCAUACCCUGACAGGGGGGUUGCGAGAGAUUAGGAGGGAAAAUGAGGAGUUGAAAGAGAAACUCAAGCAGCAACAGCAACAGAAAGAGCAGCAGCAGCAGGAUCUACCACAGAAAGCAGCUGAAUCUAACGCUUCUGGUCUACCCGACUCCGUGCGAUUCCACUCGGAGAAUCCUGUCGGAAAUUCCGCAUUGAAGCAUCAUACUGGAGAAGACCAAGAAAUAGAAGAUGCAUCCGACGAUGCAUCUGACGAUCAACCCAACAUCAAUACCCCAGAAGAAGUAGAAACAGAAGCAUUCAAUCACAAUGACCGCGGAAAAGAUGAUGACGCCAAAAACACUCUCGAAAACGAAAUUCAAAAUCUACUCCAAGCGGCGGCAAGUUUGCCCGGGUUGAAGCUGUCCCCCAGUAGGAGAGGGAGAGACGGUGUUGGAGAAGAUGAAGGAGGAAGAGGAAGAGGAAGAGGAAGAGGAAGAGGAGACGACACUCUCAAAGUAGAGAAGAAAGAAAACAAAAAAUCAGAAGAGGAUGAUGAUGAUGGAGAAAAAGACAUCUUUCAGAAACAGAGAGAUCUCAUGAGGGCAAAGUAUCCUUCGUCGGACGAAGAAUAAGAAGAAGGAGAAGGUGAAGAUGAUAAUAAUAAUAAUAAAGAUGAUGAUAGGG
Sphaerulina musiva SO2202 is the source of this 931-nucleotide messenger RNA. RefSeq lists its product as uncharacterized. The transcript is spliced from 2 exons. The record is from RefSeq and is a predicted model, not a curated record. The coding region runs from base 244 to 879 and encodes 211 amino acids. Lineage: Eukaryota; Fungi; Ascomycota; Dothideomycetes; Mycosphaerellales; Mycosphaerellaceae.